AUGACCGUUAUCGAGGGAAACGUUAGACCAACGCUCCUCCGACCGCCAGAGCACGAUGAAAACAAGUCUUUGAUUGAGAAUGUCUUGGACGUUACAGAGCUCAAGGUUCUAGGAAAGGAUAUCUUCACAAACACACAUCCUCAAUGGCAGCCACCCGGAGCUCGUGGUAUCUACGGUGGCGCUGUCAUCGCACAAUGUCUCGCUGCCGCGCAAAAGACAGUCCCAGAGACUUUCUUGGUGCAUUCCCUUCAUUGCUACUUCCUUCUCGCUGGCUCAUCUGAGACCCCAAUUCUCUAUCACGUCGAGAGAGUACGCGAUGGCCGCUCGUACGCGACACGUACGGUUCAGGCACGACAGAAGGGCGCGUGCAUCUUCACCACGACUAUCAGUUUCGUCCGUCAGGUAAGCCCGGAUAAGAAGCAGCGGGAAGUGAGCCAUGCGGCGACUCUGCCCGAGAAUGUGUCUUCACCGGCAGAUGACUGGGAUGGUGAGCCAGAAUGGGCAAGGACAGGACCUUUCCAGAGUCAUAGAAUUGAGGUGCUGGGCGCCAAUGACCCUAAAAUCAAGCCGCAAGACCGUAAGAGCCGACAGUGGAUGCGAUCACGACAAAAGAUCUCUGCUGCAGGAGGCCACCAAGCACAUCUAAACGCCCUGGCCUAUAUGUCGGAUAGCUACUUCAUCGGCACGGUGUCCCGUCUCCAUGGUCUAUGGCGCUUCCCGUUCUCGCCGGAAGAGGUUCCCUCGCUGGAUGAAAAGACACGGGAGAAAGUCAAAGAGGUGUGCGAGUUCGAAGGGAUGGGCUCUGAUGUCGAGGACUGGAAGAAGAGAGAUCACGUGGGAAUGAUGGUGAGUCUGGACCACAGCAUUUACUUCCAUGAGCCGACGGCGGUCAAGGCAGAUGAGUGGAUGUUCACAGAGACGGAGAGCCCGUGGGCGGGAGAUGGCAGGGGCGUAGUCACGCAGAAGAUCUUUGGCAAGGAUGGAGCCUUGUUGGCGACGUGUUUCCAAGAGGGUGUUGUCCGGCUUAAGCAGGAUGGUGGGGAGAAGUCUGCAAAGCUAUAG
This is a messenger RNA of Fusarium coffeatum, 1062 nucleotides long. RefSeq lists its product as uncharacterized. The coding region runs from base 1 to 1062 and encodes 353 amino acids. Gene Ontology annotation, molecular function: fatty acyl-CoA hydrolase activity. The transcript has 3 exons. The record is from RefSeq and is a predicted model, not a curated record. Gene Ontology annotation, cellular component: peroxisomal matrix. Gene Ontology annotation, biological process: fatty acid catabolic process; acyl-CoA metabolic process. Lineage: Eukaryota; Fungi; Ascomycota; Sordariomycetes; Hypocreales; Nectriaceae.